AUCGGAUUUGAUCACGGACAACGAACCAGCAGACCGUCACUGCGCAGAUGGCGCCCAUAACAUUGAGCAAGGUGGACAAUGAUCUCAAGGAAGUGAUUCAACAGCUCUUUGAGAUCCAGUCCGCGGUCCAUGGAUACCUAGGACCUGAAACCCAGCAUGAACUCGUGCGGAAGAUAAAAUCACUCACCCUCGCCCUAUCAACCCUCUCCAACGAUACUCGCUACGAUCCCUCCGCUGCCGUUUCCACCGCCGACUCCUCUGACCCCUCCGACCCGCCCGUUUCGGCCGUCCAACUCCCACCCGAGAUCAUCGACUACGUCGACGCCGCGCGCAAUCCAGACAUCUACACACGCGAGUUCGUCGAGCUUGUACAGCGCGGCAAUCAAGACCUGAAAGGGAAGAUGGAAGCAUUCGCUUCUUUUCGGGAUGUGCUGGCUCGGGAGAUGAGGAGCGCGAUGCCGGAGUGUCGGGGAGAGGUAGAUCGUGUGGUCAGAGCGACAGGAGGGACGGUGCCUGAGGAUGAAGGGGCAGAUGGAGAAAGGAAGUAAAGAGGACAUAUCUUGAUCAAAUGGCGUGGUUCUAUUAUACAAAGGCGUUUGGGCUACGAGUUACGGAGGUUGGGUUUGGGUGGAAUUGAGGCGUUUGGAAGGAGUUAAUUAUUAAUUCAGGGAGAUAUCCUGAGGUCGAGAGAACUUGCUUGGACAGAGCGGUUCAAACUUUUGCUGCUUGCGGGAUCGUAGGUACCAGGCAUUUGUCCUUCUUGAGACAUCCAAUGUGGUAGUCUAGUUAGCAGUCUAUUAUCGGAGUUGGCCUCGAAGUGGUGCUGCUUGCUUUGUCUCUUUCUUAAGAGCUAGUGGUACCUAAUACAAGUGGUGUAUGUCACUAUCUGUGAAACACAGCUCAGAUUUUAUAUGCAGGCUUUGUUUGGCUAUGCAAACGGUCAAAGAAAUGAUCAGAAGAGAUCCUACAUAUAUAUCAGUGUGUUCUGCAGGAUAAACUCACUCAUUGGUUAGGUUUUUUAAUAAAUAUUAUUGCUCGAAG
Molecule: messenger RNA, 1041 nt
Organism: Paecilomyces variotii
Lineage: Eukaryota; Fungi; Ascomycota; Eurotiomycetes; Eurotiales; Thermoascaceae
Product: putative mediator of RNA polymerase II transcription subunit
Exons: 3
Coding region: 48-548 (166 amino acids)
Biological process (GO): regulation of transcription by RNA polymerase II
Cellular component (GO): mediator complex
Molecular function (GO): transcription coregulator activity
Source: RefSeq, a predicted model, not a curated record